Trypanosoma cruzi is the source of this 840-nucleotide messenger RNA. RefSeq lists its product as uncharacterized. The record is from RefSeq and is a predicted model, not a curated record. The annotation marks the transcript as partial. The transcript has a single exon. Lineage: Eukaryota; Euglenozoa; Kinetoplastea; Trypanosomatida; Trypanosomatidae.
AUGCGAGAUGUGCUGAUGAAAUUUCUUGAGGCAAGCGCUGCAAGUGGCGCGUGGGAAUCCGCACUUGCCGUGUGGCGCACCACCGCAGUUGAGGACGUCGCCGUGUCGGGGUCGCAUACAUUGCUUUUGACACGCAUGUUGGUACAGGCCGGCAAGUGGCGAGAGGCGAAGCACGUCGUUAUGAGUGAUGCAGCGAGCGUGUGCCCUCAGCGUCUCUCCGCGAGGCUGCUGGCGAUGCUGGCGGCGAUGACAGAUGCCAACGGCUGGAGCGAGGCGUGCCAAUUGUUGCAGGAUGGCCAGAUUUGUCUUGAGAAGCACGGCAGCGAGCAGCGCUCCACUCUCCAGUCCGAGGUGGUGAGACUUGCAGAGUCCUUUGAGCGUUGCGUCGUUCCGCACAUUCCCGCAUCUCAGCAGGAGCCUUGGGUGAGGCUUGCUUGCGAGAUGCGCCGUGAUGAUCUCCAGAACCGGCAGCGCCCUUCCUUGGAGGAAACGCGCGGCGGGGAUACUGCGGCUGAUGCUGCGGCGUUGACGAACAACGAGGAGCUCCUUCAUAUUUAUCGCAGUCCAAAAAGUCGAUCCUCGUGGACGCGGGCGCUUCAAACGCUUUUGUCCAUGCAUCACCCCAAUGCCGCCUCGGUGAACAUCACUUUGGGGAUACUGAGCCGGCAAGGACGUCAGCGCGAGGCAGUUGAUGUGAUCACAAAAUUUAUGGUUUCACGUGAGAUUCAUCCAACGGCGGUGACGGUGAAGACAAUAACGGAGGCUGCGAAUACCAUGCGUUCAGGGAAGUUGUGUCAUCUGAUUCUUUCCACACCAGCGCUGCGGGAUCAGAUAACCCCU